CCCCUGGGCGGCGCGGCGGGGCCCGGUGCGGCCGCCCUGCGGGCGCUGCUGUCGGUGGCCGCCGGGCUGCUGGCCUGCGGCGUGGCCAGCGAGUACGACUAUGUCAGCUACCAGUCAGACCUGGGCCCUUACCCUGGCGGGCGCUUCUACGCCAAACCCCACCAGUGCGUGCCCAUCCCCGCCGACCUGCGGCUCUGCCACAGCGUGGGCUACGACAAGAUGGUGCUGCCCAACCUGCUGGACCACGAGACCAUGGCCGAGGUGAAGCACCAGGCGAGCAGCUGGGUGCCGCUGCUCAACAAGAAUUGCCAUAUGGGCACGCAGGUCUUCCUGUGCUCCCUGUUUGCCCCCGUGUGCCUGGACCGGCCGGUCUACCCCUGCCGCUGGCUCUGCGAGGCCGUGCGUGACUCCUGUGAGCCUGUCAUGCAGUUCUUUGGCUUCUUCUGGCCAGAGAUGCUCAAGUGUGACCAGUUUCCCCAGGAUGACGUCUGCAUUGCUAUGACAGCUCCCAAUGCCACCGAGGUCUCCAGGCCCAAAGGAACAACUGUGUGUCCCCCUUGUGACAACGAGAUGAAGUCAGAAGCCAUUGUGGAGCACCUGUGUGCCAGCGAGUUUGCUCUUAAGAUGACCAUAAAGGAAGUGAAGAAGGAGAACGGGGACAAGAUGAUCAUUCCACGGAAGAGGAAGGCGCUGAAGCUGGGGCCCAUCCGAAAGAAGAACCUGAAGAAGCUGGUGCUGUUCCUCAAGAAUGGGGCAGACUGUCCCUGCCACCAGCUGGACAACCUCAGCCACUACUUCCUCAUCAUGGGCCGCCAGGUGAAGACCCAGUACCUGCUGACAGCCAUCUACAAGUGGGACAAGAAGAACAAAGAGUUCAAGAAGUUCAUGAAGAAGAUGAAGUCCCCCGAGUGCCCAACGUUUCCGUCCGUGUUCAAGUGACCUGGUGGUGGCAGGGGAGCUGCACUGGGGCUCGCUCUGGCUGCUCUGCAGCAGCAGGGCUGCUGGAGCCAAGCCCUGCUGCUCCUCCUGCUGCUCCUCCUGCUCCUCAGAGCUCCCUGGUGAUCUCAGCCCUCCCAGUCCCCGCUGCUGGCCUGGGCACGGGAUGCUCGUGCACCCAGAGGCGCUGGGGGCACACACGAUUUAUGUCUGCACUGUCUAAAUCCUGUCACUGUACAGAUGUGUACAGCAUUGGCACAGCAGCGUUCAGGUAAAGAGGGCAAGCACAGGGGAGUGAGGUGAUGUUAAGAGCUUGCAGAAGGGACCCUUGUGACCAUGUCACUCCUGUCUUUGUGGCUGCAGGAUUGCCCCAAAUUCCUGAAUGAGCCUGAGCUGGCUGGUUAGACAGAGAUCCCAACUUCCUGAUCAAAGUUAAUAACUGAGUAGUGGAGAACCCGUUACAACCUCUGAUAAGAAUUCCUAAUAGCUAAUUGCCCUCUCUGUAAAAAUAUCCCAUUGUAGUUUUAACCUGCUUAGUUUAAGCCUUAACCCUGGUUCCUCGUGGUGCCUUGAUGGGCUGGAGCCCUCUCUCACCAGCAUCUCUUGCAAUGUCUCCCUGGGUGCCUGCCUUGGCACCAGCUGUGCCAGCUGUGCCCUCUGGGCCAGUGCUGAGCUGCACCAGGUAGCCUUAUAGUGUCUGCACUGGUCCUGCUGUGUUGGCGCCCUGGGCGUGGGGACCAGGGCAGAGGGGCCUCUGUCCCUGCUGUGCCUUUGGCCUUGUGCAGGCCGUGCCCUCAGCAGUGUCCAGCUGGGGUCUGUCCCCUCAGCAGUGUCCAGCUGGGGUCCUCAGCAGUGUCCAGCUGGGGUCUGUCCCCUCAGCAGUGUCCAUCUGGGGUCCCUGCCUGCAGCUGGCAGCUCCCAUGCACAGGUGCCCUGAGCUGUUGGUGCCCAGAGCUGUCACUCUGCUGUGAAUCCGUGCAGAGGUUCAGUGCUGGCCUGCCCAGGGCUGUGGCUCUGGGAGCUCGUGGCCAGCUCCUGCAGCUUGUGUCACUCCCUCACUUCACCAGUGAUGUUUUUAUAGCUCCUUUGGGCUGCUGGCAAAGUCCCAGAGUGCAGAAGGCCGAGGACCUGUCCCUGCAGAGCACUGCAGGCCCUGCAUCAGCUCUGCCUUUCCCUCUGCUGUGGGACCCAUCUGUCUGGGGUUUGUCUGUUUGAUCUAUGGCAACUUGGCUCUCUGUCAUUGUGUCUUUUUUGCUCUAAUCAAAAUGUCAUGUUUGUAUGAUUUCAAAUAGUUUAUCAAAGACAAAGAAUAUCUUACCCAAAUGAUUACAUUUAUUGACCAAGCUGCAAUUCUUUAUUCUGUUAAUUGGACUAGUUAUCUUUUUCAUAGACCCAUAGCACUCCAUAUUCAUUAUCCUUCCUCCUUCUGUUUUGUAUUCCCAUCCAUCACCAGUACUCUAAGAGAAUGAAUAUCUGAUGUCUGAGAUAAUCCUGUUGUACCACAGUUAAGUGAAAUAACAAAUCCUCAUUUCUGAGGUUUGAACCAAACCCCCUCAAAACUGGUAAAUUCAUUAUUCCUUAGCUUGGGAGUGUGCUUAUUCCCCACAUGGGGACAGAGCUGCGGACUUGGCUGUAGAAGAAUUCCAUUAACAAGCCGAGUACUCUGAGGAAUGAUGUUUCACGGCUAACAGAGAGAUGGAUUUAGGAUGUGAACUUUGUAGAGUCCCUCUAGGUUGUCUUAGACCACUGUUUGUAGUAGCGUUGUUUCUUUAUUGCAAAAUUAAUCAUUGUAGAUAAUGUGCUUUAUUAGUGAAGUAAAGAAAUAAAUAAACCAUGGGCUUUAACACCA
This is a messenger RNA of Ficedula albicollis (Collared flycatcher), 2785 nucleotides long. RefSeq names its product secreted frizzled-related protein 1 (gene SFRP1). The transcript is spliced from 3 exons. The record is from RefSeq and is a predicted model, not a curated record. The annotation marks the transcript as partial. Gene Ontology annotation, biological process: non-canonical Wnt signaling pathway; canonical Wnt signaling pathway; negative regulation of canonical Wnt signaling pathway. Gene Ontology annotation, molecular function: Wnt-protein binding. NCBI's taxonomy places the organism in Eukaryota, Metazoa, Chordata, Aves, Passeriformes, Muscicapidae.